Messenger RNA from Musca vetustissima, 1099 nucleotides. Its product is annotated as myb-like protein Q. The transcript is spliced from 2 exons. Lineage: Eukaryota; Metazoa; Arthropoda; Insecta; Diptera; Muscidae. The record is from RefSeq and is a predicted model, not a curated record. The annotation marks the transcript as partial.
AAUUAGGAAAAGUUAAAAGUGGACAUCACAUCCUAAUAAGAGAGAAAUAAAUUUUUAAGAUUUAUUAACAAAUUGUUAAUAUAAGAAAGCAAAUAAUUACAAUAUAAGAAAUAAUUACGAAACUUAAAAAGUGAAAGUGGUAAAACAUUAGAGAAAAAAAACAUUAAAAGUCUUACAAAUGGCCAAAAAAUAGCAACGAAGUGAAAUUUGGAACAUUAAUAAGAUUAUAAAAAAUUGAAACAAAAUGAAUAACGCAAAUCAACCAGCCCUUAACCCAGCGCAAAACAAUAUACAAUUACGUACGCUAGACAUCAAUCCCCUUACAUAUAUUGAAAAAUUAAGGGAAUUUGAUGGGAAGAAGGAAGACCUCACAACAUUCAUAACAAAUGUAGAUGACAUAAUUCCUACAUUUAUGUUAUACAACGAACAAGCUCAAAGAAUGUGUAUGAACAUCGUAAAAUCAAAACUAACUGGAAAAGCCAGAAGAGCAAUGGAGGUUCAUCCCCAUUUGACCCUUUGGACUGACAUAAAAGCGAUGCUAAAUACCAACUUUGGUGGCUUUGCCACUGUGGACCAAUUAUAUCAGGAACUUAGAGCUACGCAGUAUAAAGGAGAUACUACGGAUUUCUACAACCACAUCCAACACAAACUAGCAAUUCUUAACCAAAAAUGUGGUCAAGAGAAUCGAUUGGAUGAAGUGGAUAGGAAUAUCCAAACUGGUCUGAAGACUUUUAUAACACGUCUUCCAAUCCAUAUGAGGACUGUAUUAUGCGCAUUAAAACCAGAAAGUAUGGAGGAAGCUUGGCAUGAAUUGAGCUCUGCGGGAUUCCUGAACAACGAAAAGAAGCAGGACAAACCACAAUCAAGUUCCCAACAGCAACAACAGAAUUGGCAACUAAAAAUAAUGCAGCCACAUUACCACCAACAACAACAUUGGCAACCAAAAAUAAUGCAGCCACAUUACCAACAACAGCAACAUUGGCAACCAAGGAUAAUGCAGCCACAUUAUCAACAACAACAUUGGCAGUCGAGAAUUGUACAACCAAAUAUGGAAAACUUGGGAAAAGUUUUGGAAACAUUAGAAGUUGCAAAUCUAAAA